GUCGAAGGUGCUUGGCAGGAGCCGCAAUUAGCAGAGCACCAGCCCUAGCAGCGAUCGCUGGACAGGCCGACAGGCCUCGCCACCCUACACGAGGCGCUGAAGCCGUGAAACGCGCUGCCAGCGCGAGCGCGCACGCCGGCAACUCCGGAGAGCGCGCGCCAAGCAAGCUCUCGCCGCAGCGCGCGCGCGAGGCGCCGGGCCCUAAAAAACAAUGGCCGACGCCUCCGACGCCGACCUCGACUACCUCGACGAGUACGAUCCCGACCGGGGCAUCCCCUUCUCCACUCAUUUAAUCGCGGGCAGCGGCGCCGGCCUCGCCGAGCACCUCUUCGUCUUCCCGCUGGACACCGUCAAAACGCACGCCCAGUGUGUGGGGUCUUGUGGAAGAACGCAGGUCGCGGACAUCUUCUGCCUGAAGCACGCCCGCCAAUUAGUAAAUGACGGCCUCACGACGGGCACCGGCGCUAGGAGACUCUGGCGGGGCGUUUCGGCGGUAUCAUUAGCCUGCGCCCCGGCCCACGCCCUCUACUUCGGCGCCUUCGAAGCGGUCAGGAGCAUGGAGGCCCAACCUUCGCAUGCCACGAACGCCCUAGCAGGGGCCGUCGCCGUAGUAGGCCACGACGCGCUGAUGACGCCCGCCGACGUCCUCAAGCAGCGGUUGCAGCUGGGGCACCACCGGGGCCUCUGGGACGCCUGGACCUGCUCGCUGAAGCACGGGGGGCUGGCGGGGCUGUAUCGUUCGUUACCCACAACUCUAGCGAUGAACAUUCCCUACGGCUGCGUGUCCGUGGCCGCCAACGAGGCCCUCAAGGCCAAGAUGAAGCGUAAUUCCGGAGACAAGCUGGGCGUCGGGUCGUUACUCGCUUGUGGUGGUUUAGCUGGCGCGGUCGCCUCAUUGGCGACAACACCAUUGGACGUGGUGAAAACUAGACUACAAACACAACACUUAACGUGCUCGCUGGGCGCCGCAUCAGCAACGCACGACUUCGGCACCAGGAGCCUCUCGACGGCCGCGCGGCCGCCCCGAGUGAUGUUCUCGGGAUUCGCCGACGCGGCCUCGCACAUCUGGCGCGCCGACGGCGCGGUCGGCUUUUAUCGAGGGGCGGCCGUGCGGGCGCUCGCGCAGGCGCCGUCGGUGGCCAUCGUUUGGACGACGUACGAGCUGUUCGUGCGGACGCUGUCGCCGUCUCCGCCCUAGAGGCCCUGUUCUAACUUGCUUUAAUUACU
Pelagomonas calceolata is the source of this 1227-nucleotide messenger RNA. The record is from the annotation of a GenBank genome assembly. Lineage: Eukaryota; Pelagophyceae; Pelagomonadales; Pelagomonadaceae.